This is a messenger RNA of Bombus pascuorum, 4695 nucleotides long. RefSeq names its product beta-3 adrenergic receptor-like. NCBI's taxonomy places the organism in Eukaryota, Metazoa, Arthropoda, Insecta, Hymenoptera, Apidae. Gene Ontology annotation, molecular function: G protein-coupled receptor activity. Gene Ontology annotation, cellular component: membrane. The record is from RefSeq and is a predicted model, not a curated record. The transcript has 10 exons. Gene Ontology annotation, biological process: G protein-coupled receptor signaling pathway. The coding region runs from base 289 to 2316 and encodes 675 amino acids.
UCCGACUCGUUGUUCUUCAUUCGCCUCCCUAUAUCACGCAUGUCUCACUCACAGUCUGUCAAACAAUCGUCCUACGUGAUUGACUGUCUUCUAUAAGAUCUGAUUCUGUAUCAAGCUUUCCAGAAACCAUACACAUUUAUACUCAUGUUUGAGAUGCAUCCACCAUCAUGAUGCCGUGGAUCGUUAAACAAAGGUUCGACACCUGAGCAACAACGAUCGCCGAGAUCCGCUUCCACUUCUCGGAGCUAACCAUCUUCGAGGACGAAUAAAUCACGCGUGGGAAGAGGAAUGGUCCCUUGGGCCUUCGGCGUGCCUCUCGUCUUCGUUUCUGCUCUGGGUCUUAUUCUCAAUGGUUUUGUGCUACUCGUGGUUCUUGGACUGGGCAAACAGACGCAGCAGCAACAAACCGCCAAUACUUUGUUGCUGAUACACUUGGGUGCAGUGGAGGCGGCUGUGUGCCUGAUAUUACUGAUCUUUACUACUGGUUCCUGGCCAAUCGCCGGCACCUGGUGUGUCUUACACGGUUUUCUUUUGACUCUUUUACAUCCAGUCGCCCUUUGGACUGUCACUGGAUUGAACUGUGACAGAUAUUACGCGAUCGCUGCACCGCUACAUUACGCCGCAUUAGUGUCACCACGACGCGUUGCGGUUGGUCUAGCUGCAUCUUGGACAGGGGCUCUGUUCUUAUGCGUGCUGCCCUUCUGGGGUCUGGUACCGCCUUACAGAUACAGUCCAGGAUUGGGCUGCUGCGCACCAGAUUUUAGCAACGAUUCGUGGGGCUUAGCGGCGGCGCUUUACGGGGCUGUUUACGCGAUUCUGGGGCUGGCGCUGCCCGCUAUCCUCGUCACUAUCUGCAAUUUGCGUGUGCUUGGCAUAGCGCGUUAUCACCGGCAUCGAAUCGCUAGCGCAAUUUACGAAGUCACUCUGAGCGCCCAAGCGACCAUCACCCACCAGCGAAAUCCGUUUUUCGUACCAACUGUCACGGCACCUUCGGUCGUCAGCCCACCUCGCUUUCAUAGCGCGGCCAAAACGGUAAUGCAACUGGUUGGUUCUCUAUAUUUGCUUUAUUUCCCAUACUGCGGUCUGAUUCUUUGGGAAGUUUGCGACGUCGGUAAUCAGCCGCAUUCCUACGAUCAUCCCAAACUUGCUUCGUUGGCCUCGCUUCUACUCGCUUGUUCUCCACCCAUCAACGGUCUUCUCUACGGCUUGAAAUCACAGACAUUUAGACGAUCGGUGCAGAAUUAUUGGCGGAAGAAGGCGACCAAGUCGGAACUUCAACAAGAGAUUCAAGCGAGGACACCGAGCGUAGCAGGAUCGCGAAGACCGUCCGGUAGCGGAACUGGCUCUUUCUUCCCAUUCCCGCCAUUGCAACGAAGACUCAGCGAAGCCUUGCUGGCGUUGGGAUCCUGCAGAACCGGAAACAGUUUCGACAGCAAUAAUCUCGGCUUUCAUCGAAGCAGAUUGCAACCUGCCGCCUCGUGCAAUACACUUCGUGUACCCACUUCCGAAUCAGGUGAAAGCAGUAAAUUAGUUAGGUCGAGCGCGAGCGCAGCCAGUCUGAUGGGUCCUCAUUACAGAAGCGAUUUUAUUGGAGUUGAUGUGAGCGCUGGUUGUUCUAUAGCAAUGAAUGAAACACCAAGAAGAAGUCCAAGGAUUCUUAUAACGAGAGCUUACAGCGAGGAUAGCCAAGAUGGAGGAAGUCCAUUGUUGAGGAAACCUAUUCUGGCCAACGCUCUUCCAUGCGACAAACGGAGAUGGCGACAUUGCAGCACCGGAAGCGAUAGCAGCACGGGAAGCAGCGAGGCGAGCGUGUGGACGACGGGUGUCGCGCAAAAACUAGUCAAGGCCAAUGUAAAAAGCGCAUCGGACAUGUGGCCUGCGUCGAGAAGAUUUGUACGGGGAAAAAAUUUAGAGGAAGGACCACUUCUAGUUGGCGCCAGACCGAGCAAUAACAGCGAGAGCAGCGAUACAACGGACACUACGGCUACCACAACCACCACCACAAUGCCCAGCAAGCAGGUCGCGAUGGAAAAUGGUGGCUAUCGGGAGAAAGAGAAAGAAAAAAUAAAUGGCAACAAGAAGGAGGGACAGCACAGCGAGAGCGACAACAGUUGGAGCAGCGUCGACGAGAUCGAAUCGAAGGAAAUGGUGGACAAGAGCAUAGAAGAGGAUAAUUUCGAGAAGAUCGAGGAGGAAGCAGACGCAGAAAAGUGCAAGCAAUUGAGGCGGAAAUCGAAAACGAUUCGCAAACCGGAUGUUCCUCAGAAUUGCAAGGAGACCGCGCAACGAAGGCCCCUUCUCACCUCAUCAUCCUAAGUUCGAUUAAUCGAUCAACGUACCUUUUUCAUCGUUCCUAAUUUAUUAUCAUUUUCUUCCCGUAAUUUAUUGUUCGACACUGUAAUUUUUUAACGCGAUGGAAAUUUUUUCGAGGCGACUUGAUGAAACAAGAUCGCUGGAUGAGAUUUGUUAUCGACCCAUUAACAACCGCAAGCAAUUGUUACUUUUUAAAGAAUCGAGUUCUUUGAGACUUUUGAUCGAUUGUCCGCGUUCAAUUCAGGAAGAACAGCGGCGAUGAACCUGAUCGUGUCCCCGUAUGCUCGAUAUCACCUGCAAUGUGUCGACAUAUCCUGAAAUUAUAUUUUUCUACUUUCACUGACAAGUCACAGCAGCGUUAACGAGGAAACCGUGGAUUUCUUGCGGCCAUUGCGGUCACGCUGGAAUAAGAAAACCCGAUCGAAUAUCUACAUUAUACGCCAACCAUAAUGAAAAACUUGUCCUUUCGUAGAAAGUUCGAGGGAAAGAAAGUUGAUCAUCCUCGUACGGGCAUCGCGCGACUCUCACAGAAAAAAGCUUGCGCGCGCGAAAGAGCUCAUUGUAUAAUAAUAAUUUUCUUCGUCACCUCGCGGGUAAUAUCUCGCGACGAAAGUUUCGCGGUGGAUUUCUUGGCAAUCACCCUCGCUAUCAGAGAUUUCGCGAAAAAGUAGUGGUAACAAACGAUCACGAUACCCGAGAAAGUUCUUUUAAUAGUAAAACACUCGAUGAAAUCUAUGAAAUAUCGUAAGAAAUCAGUCGACUUGGGACACGUGAAUCGUUUUGUCGUUUCGACGAAUUGUACGAAUUACUAUCGUGGUAAUUUCGCGAUAUAACGGGCAAUAAUUUCCCUCACCGCUUUUGCUGAUGUUCCUAAUUAAUGGAUUCGUAAAAGACAAAAAUUUGAAGGAGCAAAUAUUAAAUAUUGACGAAAGUUGCUUUACCGUCUGUUGUGGAUGAUAAGAUGAAUAAAUGUAAGAAAUUAACGUUUAUCUAUGCAGUCUAACGUGUAUGACGGUUGCGUCUUAUCUCUUCAGAGAUAUUGACGGGUAGAAUGUUGAAAAGCAUAACGAAUUUUUGUUAACUUUUAAAACAUACAGUUGAAAAAAUUUUUGGCGAAAACUUGAACAUUAUAAUUUCUAUAAAUGACAUAAACACAAUAAUCUGUUGCGAAGUCAAUUUUUCAAUUUUAUAUCUACUUUUAUAAUUUUAUAAUCAUAUUAAUCUAAGUGUAUUUCAACUGUUCUAUGGCAAUGUUCAAACGUCUAUGUUUUGCAAAUUACUAUAUAUUUUAGAAGCUAUGUGUAUAUUUUAAUAGUCGUCUCAUUAAGAAAUUUUAAAAAUGUGGAACGAAACUUUAACACGAAGAAGGAAACGUGUUAAAAUUCAAACGAAAUCGUGCACGAAUGGAAACGAGCAAGCUAACGAGAGGAACAUAUUAAAGAAAUUUGAUCACUGAUGCACGAAGCAAUUAACAUAGACGGCCGUUGUAAGUUCACUGAUACUAAACGAUAGUUACUACAAUCAAGAUAGUUAAUACAAUCACGUGGACGAGCAGAUACACGUUAAUAAAGAGUGACAGAACGAACACUUUUUACUAGCAAGUUUGUACAAUCGUGGCCAACCACUGUGUUUACACAGGCACGGUGGAUUUAUUCGCAAUUAGGUGUAGCAACAAUCACCUAAAAAUUAACCGAUAUUAAUGUUGGUGGUUAUUGGAAUUGAUGUUUUGAAUUUUGUAGACGAUGCAUGAUUGACGCGUAUGUAUGAGAGCGUGUGCGAGUGUAUGAACAAUGUCAAGUUCAAAUGUUCUAAUUUUUAAGAAUCGUUGAAAUGGAAAAAAGAAGAUUAUUUAUCGUUUUUUAAACUCUAAGAGAAUGUUACGAAAAAUUUAGAAAACAAAUGUUGUUCGACUAACGAUUAAUUUGCAACAUAUUCAUGAAAUUUCCUCUAGAAGUUGUUUUAAUGGUUUCAAUUGAAAUGUUUUUUUAGCAUUGUUUUCGAAGAAAAAUAUGACAAGGUUGCAUACGAUAGAUAUGAUUCUGCGAAUUUUGAUCAUCAGAAAUUUACUAUAUUGUGCUCAAUUUUUUCGAUUUACAGCGUGCACAGUCACGAUGUAAGAUUACGUAACGAGCGCAGUGAAUUCAUGUUGCGAGUACUUGGACUAUUUGCUUUCGAAUUUGUCAAUUAGAAGUUAAUGAAACGAUCUCGUCAUUUGUUGAUCUCAACAUAGAGCACAAAUAUUUUAUCAUUCCGGCGUGAAGAACUUAGUCGGGUACCGCGUGUGACAUUAAUGUUAAUGGUGUUAAAAUAUCGCGAUUUAAAUGAUGUUUGAGUGUACGUCGUUAGUGCAAAUAAAACCAAAAAAUGUUCUAAAAAAGAUAA